AUGCUCUCCAAGGCGCUGCUCUUCAACGAGUCGGUGAUUGCCCUCGACAUUGGCUGCAAUGCCAUGUCGGACAAGGAGCUCGAGAUCAUUGCGAUUCAGCUCGAAGAGAACCGACUUGUCCACGACCGGAUGCAAGCCAAAGUGUAUGCGCUCAAAAAGCAAGUGGCCGCCGACGCGGACGCCAAGUACGACGCCAAGUGCGCACUCGAGAAGGCCGAGGCGAUCGCCAAGUGGCACGACGACAACGCGGCCGCGCGCCACGCCCAGUACGAGCGCGACGCGAUUGACGCCGCGCGGCGCAAGUGCGAAGAGCACGCGCGCAUCCAAAAGCAAAUCGCCGAGAAGGAGGUCGCGCGCAAGUGGCAGGAGGAGGACGCGCGCUUGAAAGCCGAAGCCAAAGCCAAGAAGAAGAAAAAGUAGCCACAAUGUUGCGAUAGACGAGCACGAUCAAUGUGAAGAGGAG
Saprolegnia parasitica CBS 223.65 is the source of this 463-nucleotide messenger RNA. RefSeq lists its product as hypothetical. The record is from RefSeq and is a predicted model, not a curated record. The coding region runs from base 1 to 420 and encodes 139 amino acids. The transcript has 2 exons. Lineage: Eukaryota; Oomycota; Saprolegniomycetes; Saprolegniales; Saprolegniaceae.